CUGCUGGUGGCGGAGGUGCCCGCCGCGUGGUGAUGGAGUACCUUCGCUCAGUCAUGCGAGGCAGAAUCAUCUGCACCUCUGCAAAGAUGAAGAGGAUGGCGGCCGGCUCCGAGACGAAGGAGUCUCUGUCAGCUGGUUGGACAGCCCUGUCUCACAUCUCAGAGAUCAUCCAGCUGGAGGACGUCCCCUCCAUCCAGAUGGAGGUCGGAGUUUUGGUUCGCGAGUUUCCAGACGUCAGGAAGAAGCAUGUGUCGGCCAUUUUGAACAUCCGAGGGAUGACUCGCCAGGCGGAGCGUCAGGAGAUUCUCAACAUCGUCAAAGACAUCGAGAGCAGCGAUGGCGGUGGCAGUGGCAGCGGACUGGCCCGCCUGUCCCGGGAUCACGCCCUCUUCUCAGAGGUGCCGGUCACCUCUGAGGUUCACUGCCUGAACGUGGGCCUGAGCCGCAUCGCCCUCACCGCCUCGUCCUGCUUCAGCACGCUGCGGCCGCGACCCCGCAAGACCCGAACAUCUGUCCAGGAAAACCCUGAUGAUGUUCUCUGAAGAGGAAACUUUUGAGGGGUCUGAAUUGUUUUCUACUUUCAGCACAGUCACAACAAUUAUCAACUGAACCACUGUUGAUGGAAGCUUUCCAUCAGUCCAGCAAAAAUAUGUUUGUGUGUCUCGAUUCUCUCAAAGACAAAGAAAGUAGAAAUGAUAUAACGAUAGUUAAAAUGUCGAACGUAGACUUUGGGAAUAGUAUGAUAAGAAGUAUUCAAAUCAUUCUGACUCCUUGAUUUAAAACUGGCUGAGAGAGACAGUUAUCGUCUGAUGAAAGUAAUCUGUGCUUUUCCUGCUGAGAGGAAACACUCACAUAGGAAAACGAAAGGAAAAGACAGAAGUCCCUGGUGGACUGCGAUCAGUAAUGAUCAGAGGACAAAAACUGGACCCAAAAAAUCAGGUGCCUGAUGAUUAAAUAUUGAUCAGUAAGAGUUCCCUUUUGUCUCUUUGGGUUAAAAUGGCUAAUUGAUCUGUAAUCAGAAAAUACUCUAAAAUAUAAGGAUGCACUUUUAACCUUUGAAUUUAGGGUUACAUCUGCUGAAAACAAAAGCUUGUUUUUAUCAAGUCUUUGAUGGAAAGUCUUUUUUAUUAGAUUAGCACGUAACAUGUAGAACAUUGUAUGUGUUCUCAGACGAUUUUUGUUCAUGUGGGAUCUCUUCUUUCACAUUCGGCUUCUUCCCUGUUUGUUUUCAGAGCAACCUGCCCUGAUAUACUCCUGCAGGAAUUCUGGAUUUAAAUAGAUGAUCGAUGAGAGAAAUCCUCUGAAUUAAUGUAAUGUGCAUUUUUUAGACAAACAGAACAAGAGGGCUGAACCAAUAAGAUCAUUAGGACUGCUGUCACUUUACCGCCUGUGCAUACUGGAUCUAUUUUAACUAAUGUGGAACCCAGAAUCAGAUCCAGGAGCUCCAGACUGGACUUAAUCAGAAUCUGUUUCAUCUGCGCUUUGGAUGGAAAUGAAGGUGUUCUUUUUUUUGGGGGGGGAGGCAGAAUAUCUUGUUGGCGCUCUUAUGGAUGUGGAGUUGAAUUUAUAAUCACAGAAGAAACUCCAUGAGAGGCGUGAUUUAAUGGUUGCACACAAUAAAAAAUGUAAGAUUUAAUCAAAGGUACUAGACGAUCUGAGUCUCUAUAAUGCUGACGGUGUAUUUAAAGCAGUGAUUUCAGUGGGAGCUCUUUGGUGUGAUGAGGUUUAUUAUAUAUAUAUAUAUAUAUAUAUAUAUAUAUAUAUGUAGGAUACAGAGUUAAAUAGAGCUUUAUUAUUUCUCUUUGCUGGCUCGUACUGCUUAAUAUUUUCUGUUUGUUUAUGAAAAAAUGGGAACGCUCACUGUAUUCGAGAGACAGAACUGGAGAUUCAAAAACAUUUCUUUGUAUUUUUUUUCUGUUUUGACUUCCUCAUUCCCGAUCAAAUCUGUUUCUACAGAUGAUUCCUUCAUGCAAUCACUGGAUUCACUUUUCAUGGACAGUCACGAGGGAAAAUGUUGGCAUUGUUGGGAGUCUUACACCAAAAGAAACAUUGGAAUCGGCUAAAUUGUUAUUUUAAACAUUGGUAUCAGAAUCGGUCCUGAUUUUCACCAUCUGUGCAUCCCUAGUUUGUAAUUAACUCUUUUCAGCACUUCACUCUGAAAACAUGUUUCUAUUCUUUGCAUUAUUCUUUUCUGUUCUCAGUCUUGUAUGAAGGUGGAUGUAUGAGAUUAAUCUUUCUGUACAGAUCAGCUUUUAAUGACAAUAAAACAGAUCAGAUCACCGA
Labrus bergylta (ballan wrasse) is the source of this 2283-nucleotide messenger RNA. Lineage: Eukaryota; Metazoa; Chordata; Actinopteri; Labriformes; Labridae. The record is from RefSeq and is a predicted model, not a curated record.